AUGUCCAGGCCGACUUCUGUUCCUGGAUCAGCAGCGCCUGGGACGAGCGGCUACAGCUCCUACACAUCCGCGGGUGUGCCUGGCUUGAGCGGAUUCGGGAGAGGUGCAGCUGCUUCAGGCAACGCUUUUACCGGUGGAGGUGCACCUGGCUUGAGCCUAGGAUCGGGCAGCGAAGCUGGCUUUGGUAGAGGUGCGUUUGCGCUCAGCAGCUCCUGCUCUGUUCUGGAAUUGACUUUAGCCAGCGAGGGAGCAGAGGUCAAAGCGUCCUGGACGCUCAUAUAAGCUGACCGCGCCACACGUACAUUCGUUUACCUGUCUCUUGAGAACGUAAAGGCAACGCCAGUGGCUUUUCGGGAGCAGCUUCAGGAAAUGGAGCUUCCAAUCUUGGAGGUCUACUCAACGCUCAACAGUUUGCGGCUGCGCAAGCUCAGGCUCAAGCGGCGGCAGCAGCAGCAGCUCAGCAGCACGGGCUAGGCAGUAAUACGCAAAGGUUGGGGUCGGAGCUCUACAGCAGCACAUUGAGGAAUGGGGCAUUAGGAGCGGCAAGUGGAGCGGGAGCAGGUGGAUCGUUGAACAAUGACGACUUCCCAGCAUUGGGAGCGCCUUCCAAUCCCGCUACCGCUGCGAGUGGCAAUGCAGGGGUCAGGGAGACGAGCGAAUCAUUGAGCAACGCAAAUAGCGCUGCUACCGCAUCUGCUUCACUGGCGAAUGUUGCGGCUGGUGGUGCAAACGCUGUGGGAGGCGCGGGUGCGGGCGAACAAGCUUCGGCGGCGGCUGCCUUGCAUGCUCAGCAUGCUGCCAGGGAAGCGCAUAGACUCAACUUGCUCGGCAGCUUGUCUCCUUCUGUCGCCAACGCGCAGGGCGUGAAUGGUUCUGCAAACGCCAACGGCAUUGCCAAUCCCUUGAAUGCGGCUCGCGGCGGUUUCGGAGACGCAGAAAGGGUAAGUGAGAAGCAGGGUGGCAGGCUGUCGCGAGGAUCCAAGAGACUAGGAGAAAUGUGAACUUCUCCGAGUCAAGGCGGGCCCCGAUCAUGUUUGCCCGAGCAGUAUUGGCUUCGCUUGGCGACAAGGGAAAAAUGCUUCAGCUGGCACCACGGCUCCGUGCUGACUAGCACUCGCCCACCCUCACUCAGAAUUACGCGGCGAAACCUGGCAUGGGAGCGCCGCCUGGCAUGGCGUCUGCUUGGCCCUCAGGAGGUGCGUGUUGGCGGAAGGAGCUGCGAUGAUGGAUGCUCAGGCUGAAGCGCCCUUUCUUGCGAACGCGCCCCGCGCAGGGACACUAUCGAGGUUGGAUGACGGCUCUGCAGCCUCGCAGCACGCGCAGCAGCAGCAACAACAGCAGAGGCAACAGCAGCAUCAGCAAGCGAUACAGGCCGCAGUGAUGAGGUCUACGCCCGUGUCACAAGUCUUGUCUUCUCCGGCGGAUAGGUUUGGGUUGGUGGGCUUGCUGAGCAUCAUCAAGAUGCAAGAUCCUGAUGUUCAAAUGUUGUCUCUCGGGACUGAUUUGCAAGCGAUGGGACUGAGCUUGGAGGCUCCGGAGUGAGUCACCACCCACUAGCGACUAUCAUCCACUCGGCGGAAGAUGUGGACCGCUCACGCUGCUGCUAUGCACUCUUGCUUUUGCCUUUGCCUCACGCAGAGCGCUGUACUCGUCCCUUAUCACACCGCUGUCGGACAACAACAUGGCAGCAGCUUUGCAAGUGGAGCCAGAAUUUCACUUGCCGUCAUGUUACAAUGUCUCUCCUCCUUCGCCAGCACAUCACAAGGUGGACAGCUUCAGCGACGAGACACUCUUUUUCAUCUUCUACUCCAUGCCUAGGGACGUAAUGCAGCAGAUUGCCGCUGCCGAGCUGUGAGUCCAACGAUAGCUGUUACCUGUGCUUGAAUCGUUAUUCGAGGCAUUUAAUCACUCACACGAUCUGCUGCGCUGCUCUUGCGCUAGCUACCAACGCAAUUGGCGAUUUCACGUCGAGCUGCAAUUAUGGCUCACGCAAAAUGGCGAACCAACGCAAAAGACGCCGACUUACGAGAGGGGCUCUUACGUCUUCUUCGACCCGCGGACUUGGGACAAGGUGUCCAAAGGUGAGGCCACGAGAUCCGGAGGGCGCGCGCUCGAGUAGUGUGCUUAGUGCUCUCUCCCUUCUCCUUCUUGCGGCUCCCAGAUAUGGUACUGAUGUACGACGCGCUGGAAGAGAAGCCGUCACAAGCUGCCAUCUUGGCUCUGCAGUCUGCCCAGCAACCGGCACCACAACAGUCCGCGCAAGCAGGCGCUCCAGCACAACAACAGGUACAGACACCGUCCUUGGCGCAAAGGUGA
This is a messenger RNA of Ceraceosorus bombacis, 2316 nucleotides long. The record is from the annotation of a GenBank genome assembly. Lineage: Eukaryota; Fungi; Basidiomycota; Exobasidiomycetes; Ceraceosorales; Ceraceosoraceae.